CUAGUAUCUGUUAGGAAAUCGAUAUUGAUGUUCCGGCCGGACCGCCGAUGAUGUCUCCGGUGAUCAGCGAAGUACUCCUCUCAGGAUUGACCAUCUCCUCCACCCUCCGCCGCCGCACCCACCUGGUCCAAUCCUUCUCCGUCGCCUUCCUCCACUGGUUCUACGUCUUCUCAUGAACAACCUCGAUCAGCUCCCCUAAUCAUCACCAAAUUAAACCCUAGCCUUUUUAUUUCAUAUUUUCUCCAUCUUAAUUCAAUUAUUAGUACAGCAUAGCUAGCAUAUAUAAUAAAUUGAUUAUAAGAAACAGUAGCAUGGCUUGUUCUAGCGGAACUUGUUCAGGAUCAAGCGUGAAAUCGCAAGAAGAUUCGCAGAUGAUGAUGAUGAUGGAUCAGAGGAAGCGCAAACGCAUGAUAUCGAACCGGGAAUCGGCGAGGCGGUCGAGGAUGAAGAAGCAGAAGCUUCUGGAUGAACUAACGGCCCAGGUGAGUCAACUCGAGGCGGAAAACACCCAUAUCCUGGCCAAUCUCGACGUGGUGACUCGGCUUCGCCUGGAAGUGGAGGCCCAAAACUCGGUCCUCAUGGCUCAGGUGGCGGAGCUCAACCACCGCCUCCGCUCCCUCAACCAGAUCCUAAGCAAUAUGAGUCCCACCAAUAGUUCAACUUGGGAUGAUGAUGAUGAUGAUGAUUUCUUCAACCCAUGGAAUAUCAUCCCUCUCAUAGCUUCUCCUAAUGCUAUGGUUGAAUACUAAUCGCGGUUUAAAUUAUGUUCUACAUCGAAUGCAAGUGUUAAACUAGAAUGUUUAAUUUGUACCAUGUCAAUUGUUUUUAUCUUUUUUUUUUUAUGUAUAAUAAAACAACUUAUAAGCUUAUUUAUUAU
This is a messenger RNA of Ipomoea nil (Japanese morning glory), 877 nucleotides long. RefSeq names its product bZIP transcription factor 11-like. NCBI's taxonomy places the organism in Eukaryota, Viridiplantae, Streptophyta, Magnoliopsida, Solanales, Convolvulaceae. Gene Ontology annotation, cellular component: nucleus. The record is from RefSeq and is a predicted model, not a curated record. The transcript has a single exon. Gene Ontology annotation, molecular function: DNA-binding transcription factor activity; transcription cis-regulatory region binding. Gene Ontology annotation, biological process: positive regulation of DNA-templated transcription. The coding region runs from base 312 to 749 and encodes 145 amino acids.